CUGGACCUCGACUGGCCACCAGUUCGUUAUUUACUCAAGUUCCGUUAUCUCUCUACUACGCAAGUUGUGCAUUUGCUUUUGAUACGUCCACAUCGCAGUUGUUUCUGCUCUUUUCUUUUCUACAUUCCAAGUUGCAAUCUGAACUUCAUCGUUCGUGUCCACACCAACCAGCCGACUUAUCCCAUACCUGUCCUUGGACUUAAUUCUCAGUUGAGAUCGACACCAUGACGAGCACAAUAAAAAACCUGGUGGAACGUCAAACGUUUUGGCAAACACUCUUCGAAUCCAAAAAAUUAUCGAGUCAGCUGAUCUCUUUGGCAACAGAUCACAUUGAUGGCGUCACUUACGAUGACCUGCCCAACUACGAACAAGUGCGUGUCGUGGUCAGACCUGCGUCCAGUCUAGGAGACAAUUUCAUGAGCGACACAUUUAUUGUUACGGCUCAAAUCAGCGGCUGUGGCACCAUUAAAAGUGAAGCUGACACUUUGAGCACCUUUGUCAAGGUGCUGCCUGCGAAUUUCUUGCUACGUCAAGCAGCUUAUCAAUCUGGCGUCCAUCAUCGCGAGAUCAAGAUGUACGAUCAUUUCUUUGGCCUCAUCGGGGAAAUGUAUGCUGAUCAACCGAUACCGUUCAAUGUUCCAGAUUGCUAGUACACCCAUGUGGAGGAGGUUGUCAAGGGCGAAACGGAUGGGUCGGGUAUUUGCAUCUUGCUCCAAGACCUCAAAGCAGAGAAUUAUCGCAUGGCCGAUAAAACGCAAGGAGCUGACUAUCGUCACUGUCACAUGGCAUUGACAUCCUUAGCUCAUUUUCACGCUCUUACUCUCAACGCGUUGAGGAAGUGGAAAGAUCCGUCCACCUGCCAACUAUCGAAUUGCCCGCCAAACGCGAAAUUUCUCCAGGAUGAGAAAACGUUUUACGAUUUUGGUAUGGCUCAACACAUUCAAAACUCUUCGAAAUCCAUGCUGGACUUUAUCCAAGAAGCCAACAGGCCCGAUCUUGUGGAAUGGUUUGCUGAAGUGCUGCAACGUAUCCACGAAGUCGUUUUGAUCGACACGGUUGAAAGUAGUGGUCCAUUAGCGUGCGUCUUGCACGGCGAUUAUUGGCUCAACAACAUGCUGUUCAAAUACGAAGAUGAUGGCGAACAGAAUUCUAUUCCAAUUGCCUUUAAAAUGAUUGAUUUUCAAGUGGCUAGAAUUGGCCAUCCUCUUAAUGAUAUUCUCUACUUCAUGUACUCGAGUGCUGCUCCGGAGACGAGAGAGAAACAUAUGCUCGUUUUACUUCGUUAUUAUUUUGAUACUUUAAUGACUAAUUUGAGGUUACUUGGCGUUUCGCUCGAUGAGUACACUUGGCAAGAUUUUUUGGACGAUUACAAGAAGAGAUCGCUGAUGUGGAUGUUGAUGGGCAUCGUUGUUAUGUCGGCUUCCCUCAACAAGACAGCUGUCAACGAUUUACAAGAGCUAGAUGCCGAGGAAAAGCUGAAGGGACCUAAACCAGGGAUCGAUACGGAAACGAUCAAAAGCGAAAGUGGAUUCAGUCUCGAACUGGAGGAAACGAUGAAAAAUAUGACGGCCAGCCAAAAGUUGAGCGAUAAUCCAAUUCUAACUGAUCGCCUUGUUAAACUCAUAUGCGAAGUCAAAGCUUUAAACUGUUCACAGAAAUAGGUUUCCUUUUUCGAGCUGAUUAU
This is a messenger RNA of Daphnia carinata, 1684 nucleotides long. RefSeq lists its product as uncharacterized. Lineage: Eukaryota; Metazoa; Arthropoda; Branchiopoda; Diplostraca; Daphniidae. The transcript has 5 exons. The record is from RefSeq and is a predicted model, not a curated record.